AUGGAUAGAAUAGUGCGACAGAUAUGGCAGCGUGUUCCUGUGGCGAGGAUCUCUAUUAGCGGCGAUAUUGACCAGACGAGGAUCUUGGAUGUGUUGAACAAAAUCGAAAAUUACAACGCUUUUUACUGCAAAGAGUUCCUCAAGAAACUGAUCUUCUAUCUCGAGGAUAAGAACGAGGAGAUCAACGACGAAUUGUACGAGAAACUGAGCGAACUUCUGUCUGCGCGCCCGUUGAACCCAACAGACACAGAGGUGGUAUCUUACUGUGUGGUUUGCAAGCCGGGUCAAGGUGAUCAAAUGAUAUUUGUUCGAGAAGCUCCAAAUGUUAUUUCAGGUUUGGGAACCACAGGACUACGCACAUGGGAAGCGUCGUUAUAUUUAUCGCAAUACCUGCUGAACUCUGACCAGUGCGAUCUUUCUGGUCAGAAAGUGCUGGAACUGGGUUGCGGAACCGGAUUGAUAGGUAUGGCCCUAUCCAAAUACCAUCCAACCGUUAAGAAAGUGUUUAUGACCGACGGAGACUCACAAUUGAUCGACAAUCUUCCUUAUAACUUACAGCUAAACGACAUUCCAGUGGACUCUCCAAAAUUGCAUGUUUCCAAACUAUGGUGGGGAGAAGACGGGCUUCCAGACUCAGAAAUCAACACGAUAGUUGCCGCAGACGUAACUUACGACAGCAGCAUAUUGGACGACCUAAUCAGCGUGAUUUACGAGUCAAUGACAGAGAACAAACACAGUGCUACCCUAGUCACCACUGCCUACAUAGCUGCUACUGUUCGGAACGAAAACACCAUAGCAGACUGGGAAAAAUUGCUGAACAUGGGAACCACAGACCAUAUAUGGGAAUGGUCUAUAAUGAAACCUUUGAAAUGGGAAGGGAUCUGGUAUCCCGACGGUACCCCUGAGAUCCGUUUGUAUAGACUUGCCAGGGUGUAA
Messenger RNA from Ogataea philodendri, 936 nucleotides. RefSeq lists its product as uncharacterized. The record is from RefSeq and is a predicted model, not a curated record. Lineage: Eukaryota; Fungi; Ascomycota; Pichiomycetes; Pichiales; Pichiaceae. The transcript has a single exon. The coding region runs from base 1 to 936 and encodes 311 amino acids.